Lodderomyces margitis is the source of this 1050-nucleotide messenger RNA. It is a transcript of the gene CDC28, whose product is annotated as cyclin-dependent serine/threonine-protein kinase. Bases 1 to 1050 code for a protein of 349 amino acids. Lineage: Eukaryota; Fungi; Ascomycota; Pichiomycetes; Serinales; Debaryomycetaceae. Gene Ontology annotation, cellular component: cytoplasm; nucleus; cyclin-dependent protein kinase holoenzyme complex. Gene Ontology annotation, molecular function: ATP binding; cyclin-dependent protein serine/threonine kinase activity; cyclin binding. The record is from RefSeq and is a predicted model, not a curated record. Gene Ontology annotation, biological process: G1/S transition of mitotic cell cycle; signal transduction; protein phosphorylation. The transcript has a single exon.
AUGGUUGAGUUAUCAGACUAUCAACGUCAAGAAAAAGUAGGAGAAGGAACCUAUGGUGUCGUUUACAAGGCCCUCGAUACAAAACACAACAACCGAGUUGUAGCUCUUAAAAAAAUCAGACUUGAAUCUGAAGAUGAAGGGGUUCCCUCCACCGCUAUCCGCGAGAUUUCCCUUUUAAAAGAAAUGAGAAAUGACAACAUUGUUCGUCUUUACGAUAUAAUUCAUUCUGAUUCUCAUAAAUUAUACUUGGUGUUUGAGUUUUUGGACUUAGAUUUGAAGAAAUACAUGGAAGCAAUUCCACCACAAUCCAACGCUGGAUUAGAGCCACAAAUGGUGAAACGAUUCUUGAAUCAGUUGAUUCGCGGUAUAAAGCAUUGCCAUGCUCAUCGUGUCUUGCAUCGAGAUUUAAAACCACAAAAUUUAUUAAUUGAUAAAGAGGGGAAUUUGAAAUUGGCCGAUUUUGGAUUGGCUAGAGCCUUUGGGGUGCCCUUGCGAGCAUACACACAUGAAGUGGUAACACUAUGGUAUAGAGCACCAGAAAUUUUACUAGGUGGCAAGCAAUAUUCAACUGGAGUCGACAUGUGGUCUGUCGGUUGCAUUUUUGCUGAAAUGUGCAAUAGAAAACCCUUGUUCCCUGGUGAUUCAGAAAUUGAUGAAAUUUUCCGUAUUUUUAGAAUCUUGGGUACGCCAAAUGAAACGAUCUGGCCUGAUGUAAAUUACUUGCCUGAUUUUAAGCCGGGAUUCCCUCAGUGGAAGAAACGUGAUUUGAAGGAAUUUGUGCCUAGUUUGGAUGCUAAUGGUAUUGAUUUGUUGGAACAGAUGUUGGUUUACGAUCCAAGUAAGAGAAUUAGUGCUAAACGUGCAUUGGUCCAUCCAUAUUUCCGUGAUGAUAGUAAUGAUAGACAAGAGAAUCAUGACAUCUUUGGACAAAACGGAUUAUCUAGUGCCCAUGGUGGUGGUGGUGCGCAUUUCGGGUUGGAAAAGAGGUUAGGUGAUGGUGUUGUCAGUGGAGAAGAUGUCAAUUUUUCACGUUCAAUAAACAUGGGUUAG